AUGUUUGACGUCGAGGUUUUCAAGAAACAUCUUCAAAUUGAUGAGGCUUCUUGUAUUAAGAAGUUGGCUGAGGGGAAAACGAAGGAGAUUUAUGAGAUCAAAGACACCAAUGAUUUCGUGUUGAUCCGAUCGAAGAACCAACUAACCGCUUUCAAUGCGGCAAGGAAAAAUGAUUUGGAGGGAAAAGGGGCAAUCGCUUGUCGGACAACGACCAAUGUUUUCUUGUAUCUUCAAGCACUCGGUCUGCACACCCACUUUGAAACGGGGGUUUCUGAGACGGAUUUCGUGGCGAAACGCUGCGAAAUGAUCCCGAUAGAAUGGGUGGUGAGAAGAGUAGCGACUGGAUCGUUUUUGAAAAGAAACCCGGGCGUCCCUCAAGGCUAUCGCUUUAACAAUCUGAAACUCGAGACUUUCUUCAAGGAUGACGAGAACGACGAUCCUCAAUGGUCGGAUGAGCAGAUCAUUUCUCGAGAAUUCGUCGUAAAUGGAUUGAAGAUUGGUCGAGAAGAGAUUUUCCUUCUCAAACGACAAACGAAAACGAUUUUUCAAGUUCUAGAAAAAGCCUGGUCACUUUCCGAUUGUCAAUUGAUUGACAUGAAAGUCGAAUUCGGGGUGACAACAAAGGGGGAAAUUGUGCUCGCCGAUGUUAUUGAUAAUGAUUCGUGGCGUGUUUGGCCUGGAGGUGACAAACGACUGCAACUUGACAAACAAAUGUAUAGAGACAUGACAGAGGUAACAGCCGAAUCUCUACAAGAACUCGUUAAAAACUACGAAAAGGUAGCCGAGCUAACGGGCGAUUGGAUUCGUUUCCCAAAGUGUCGAGCACUCAUCAUUAUGGGAUCCACCGCCGACACGGCAUUUUGCGAGAAAAUCGAGAAAAAUUUGACCAGUUUGGGAGUGAUGAAAUGCGUUCGCGUCUGCUCGGCUCACAAGGCAACGACAGAGGUUCUACAUUUGGUUGCCGAGUACGAGGGUGACGGAGUGCCGACAGUUGUGAUCGCCGUGGCCGGACGCUCGAAUGGACUCGGGCCUGUGAUUGCUGGGAAUUCAUUCCUACCGGUGAUCAACGCCCCGCCCGGAGGUCCAGAGUGGAUUUCGCAAGACAUUUGGUCAUCACUACACACUCCAUCAGGCCUUGGCUGCACAACAGCUCUCGGAGCCGAUGAGGCGGCGUUGGCUGGUGCGAAAAUCCUCGCCUCGCACGAUCACAUGGUAUUUGGACGGAUUCUCUGCGAUCAACUCAACAAUUUUCUUUCAAUUUACAAAGGCGACAAGAAGUUCACCAGC
Molecule: messenger RNA, 1287 nt
Organism: Mesorhabditis belari
Lineage: Eukaryota; Metazoa; Nematoda; Chromadorea; Rhabditida; Rhabditidae
Source: the annotation of a GenBank genome assembly